AUGCAUCUUAUUUGGAUGGCGCUUCGCGCCUCGUCUAGAAGGUUGUGGGGUGUCUGCUCAAGAGGACGGUUGCGGUUCACAUGUGCAGCUGGGAGCACGGACUCUGCUUCAGCUGCAGUCCAGAGGGAGCGGGUUGAGGCCCGAGCGGAGAAGCCCUCUGCGCCUUCGACGAAAAACUUUGAACUUUCACCGUUCGCACUGUAUUUGUUGGAUCGUGGACCUGAAACGUUGGUUCAAGCCUCCCGAGAAGAACUUCUGGGGUAUCACCGGUUGAUGUUUACAAUGAGAAGGAUGGAGAUCGGUGCCGAUCAGCUGUACAAAGCGCAAAAAAUCAGAGGUUUCUGCCACCUAUACGACGGGCAGGAGGCAGUGGCGGCUGGUAUGUCACAAGUGAUUACGUUUGACGACUAUCUCAUUACUGCCUAUCGCAACCAUUGCCAGCAGCUCAUGCGUGGCGACACUGUGGAGGGCAUCAUCGCGGAACUUCUGGGUCGCGCGAUCGGAUGCUCGCAAGGUAAGGGCGGCUCAAUGCAUCUGUAUUUUCCGGAAAACAACUACUUUGGUGGCAACGGUAUUGUGGGAGCUCAGGUGCCACUGGGAACAGGCCUUGCAUUUGCCGCGAAAUACAAAAAGGAAAACGCUGUCUCUAUAACCAUGAUGGGCGAUGGGGCGGCAAACCAGGGCCAAGUCUACGAAUCAUUUAAUAUGGCCGCACUUUGGAAGUUACCCGUUGUCUACGUGAUUGAAAACAAUCAGUACGGCAUGGGAACAUCCGCAAAUCGAGCAGCAGCUAAUCCUUUGUACUAUACGCGGGGAGCUUACAUUCCCGGAAUACGUGUCGACGGCAUGGAUGUUCUGGCGGUUCGAGAGGCCACCCGGUUUGCGAAAGACUGGUGUCUACAAGGAAAUGGACCCAUUUUGCUGGAGAUGCAGACAUAUCGCUAUCACGGGCACUCGAUGAGUGACCCUGGCAUAACCUAUAGAACACGCGAUGAGAUCAAUGAAAUGAGAAAAACGCGUGAUCCGAUCGAGAAAGUGAAGAGCCGACUCGUAGACGUUGGCUGGGUGACUGCUGAUGAGCUGAAGCAGACUGAGAGGGCAAUUCGACAGGAUGUGGACGAGGCAAUCAAAAGGGCGCUGGAUGCCCCCGAGCCGGCGCCAGAGUUGUUGUGGAAACAUCUGUAUACAACUGAAGCGACUCGAGUCCGGGGCACCUCCAUCGACAAUGGCUAUGAAGCCUAG
Cyanidioschyzon merolae strain 10D is the source of this 1242-nucleotide messenger RNA. RefSeq names its product pyruvate dehydrogenase E1 alpha subunit, mitochondrial precursor. Gene Ontology annotation, biological process: pyruvate decarboxylation to acetyl-CoA. Gene Ontology annotation, molecular function: pyruvate dehydrogenase (acetyl-transferring) activity. The coding region runs from base 1 to 1242 and encodes 413 amino acids. The record is from RefSeq and is a predicted model, not a curated record. Lineage: Eukaryota; Rhodophyta; Bangiophyceae; Cyanidiales; Cyanidiaceae. Gene Ontology annotation, cellular component: intracellular membrane-bounded organelle. The transcript has a single exon.